Molecule: messenger RNA, 1096 nt
Organism: Maniola jurtina (meadow brown)
Lineage: Eukaryota; Metazoa; Arthropoda; Insecta; Lepidoptera; Nymphalidae
Exons: 1
Coding region: 81-1052 (323 amino acids)
Source: RefSeq, a predicted model, not a curated record
ACUAACGGUCGCACGUAACACACGCACGUUAAGCGAUCACAUACAUAAUUCCAAUAGUACCUACUUAGUACCCACCUGCAAUGCAGUCUAAGUGUGAUGUGUGUAAAAGAACGAUUACAAAAUCACUACCGGGAUUAGAAUGCAGUAAGUGUGACAGAGUUGUGCAUCUUAACACCAGAUGCAGUGGUCUGACUGGUAAGCAAAUCGCCGCCCUCAAAGCGGCCACCAGCUUAGAGUGGACUUGCCUUGAAUGCCAGCGGGAGUCACCAAGACGCAAUUCAUCAAUCAUUAUGCCGGAAGAAGACGACGAAGACGACAACACACCUGUCCAAAUUGACGCAAAGAAGCUGUUGAGCAACAUCUCCAAGGAAGUUGAAAAGGCGAUUAAAAGCGAAAUGCGUGAACUUAAUGAGGCAUUGCAGUUUCAUAGUGGAAAGCUAGACGAAGUCGUGGAGUGUAUGGACGCAUUUAAACAAACCAUUAAAGUACUCGAAAGGAAAAAUGUGGAGCUAACCAAUAAAAAUAAUAACCUAGAAACUCGUGUUGGAGCCCUCGAGCAAAGGUUACAAGAAAUCGAGCAAGAAAAGCUUACAAAUUCAGUGGAGAUUGCAAAUGUACCAUACCAGAGCAUAGAAGCGGACAGUAAAAUAUUGGAAAAGGUGGCCCUGAAACUCCAACUACCCACUGGAGGUAUAAAAAGCUCACGAAGACUCCAAGGGAAGAAAGAACAACCGCCGAACAUUAGAGUGGAAUUACAAGACGAAUGUACUCAAGAACAAUGGAUUACGGCUGCUAAAAGCAUCAAAACUAUGGUAGUGGACCUUUGCCCCUCCGAGAAAAAUAAUAAGGAUAUAGUUUACAUUAGUGAAGCAAUGACGAAAACCAACAAGACUUUACUGUGGAAGGCUAAGCAAGAACUAAAGAUUAACCAGAAAUUCAAGUACGUAUGGUUUAAAAAAGGAUUCGUAAAGGCACGCAAAGACGACGGUUCAAAAACCUAUAUUUUACGAACAAUGGCGGAUGUAAACGCCCUCAUAAAGAACAAAUCAUAGGCAUUAUCUGUUAGUCAUAUUAUUUCAUUAAAAAAAAAAAGUUA